CAUAAUACAGCGCCGCACUGCUGCAUCUGUGGUGUUUCGGCUGAAGGAAGUGUCAACGAUCGUCUUCAUCUUGAUCUCGACAGAUUGUCCAAACCUUCAGGAAAGCCGGUUCAUGAUGCCGUUUAUUAAGGAGGAGAGCGAAGACGUGAGGAUUGAAGAAGCUUUCAGAGUCAAACAUGAAGAUCCCGAGGAACAAACAGACCUGAUGAUCCUGAAGAAAGAAACUCAACAUGUGAAUGAAAUCGAAGAGAGAGAUCUACACGACAAACAGCACGAUUUGAUCAAUAUGGGAAAGGCUUUCAGUGGUUCAAAGUUAAAAAAGCCUCAGAAGAAAGGAAAUCAGAGUAGUUUCACCUGUAAGGUGUGUGCAAGGAGUUUCAGUAAAAAGGGAAUUCUUAAAGUCCACAUGAUUGUUCACACCAGAGAGAAGCCGUUCACCUGCCGGCAGUGUGGACAGAGCUUCCCACGCAAGGAAAGCUUUAAGAUUCACAUGAACAUUCACACCGGAGAGAGGCCGUUCACAUGCGUUCAUUGCGGAAAGAGCUUCGCGCACAAAGGAACUCUUUAUACGCACACGAAAAUCCACACCGGAGAGAAGACGUACACCUGCAAACUCUGUGGGAAAACGUCAAAUCGGAAAGGCAACCUUCAGACUCACAUGAGAGUUCACACCGGAGAGAAGCCCUUCACCUGCUCUCAGUGCCAAAAGAGUUUCACACGUAAAGAAAGCCUCAGCAAGCACAUGUUGUCUCAUUUUCGAGAGAGCCAUUUCAAGUGCCGUCAGUGCGGAGUGACCUUCACGGACAGAAAUCAGCUCGAGAGUCACGUAGUAACUCACACCGGACGCGAGCUGUUUAUGUGCCGUCUCUGUGGAAUUGGCUGCACAAACAGAGCCAACCUCAAGAUUCACAUGAGAGUUCACACGGGGGAGAGACCGUACAGCUGCCAACACUGCGGGAAGAGCUUCUCAAGACUAGCAACUCUUAAAAACCACAGCAGAAUCCACACCGGAGAGAAGCCGUACACCUGCACACAGUGUGGAAGGAGCUUCACGCACAGAGGAAACUUUAAUACCCACAGACGGAUUCACACUGGAGAGAGGUCUUUCAGGAGCCUUCUGUGCACCGUCACUGUGGAGUAAGAUACACAAGCGGAGAAAUCACUGAACUAACAUGAGAAUUACAGCUCUGAGGUAGUCUUUUAUUAUUGAAAGGGGGAGAGGAGAGGAACUGGCAACUCAUUCUUGCAGGAAACUGCAGUUUUCUCUUUAAAGUCUUUCUCCACACUGCAAACAAGCUUUCUUACUCAGAGGUUUUGUCUUGUUUCUGGUCCAAAUAUCUACAGAUGUUUUCUAGACAUGCAAAAAUGGACUUGUUUUCAGUAAUAGUGUCAAAAUUAAAUGAGGUUUUGCUUGAAGCAAGCAAAAUAAUCUGCUAAUAGGUUAGCGAAAUAGUGUCAAUCAUUUUCCUUCAGCUUAGUCCCCUUUUUUCAUCAAGAGUCGCCACAAUGGAAUGAACCGCCAACUUAUCCAGCGUAUGCUUCAUACAGAUGCCCUUCCAGCCGCAACCCAGCAGUGGGAAACACCCAUACACACUCAUUCACACACACACUCAUACACUACAGCCAAUUUAGCUCAUCAAUUCCCCUGUAGUGCAUGUGUUUGGGGAGGACAUGCAAACUCCACACAGAAACAGCAACUGACCCAGCCAGGGCUCACACCUGCGUCCUUACUGUGAGGCUACCGUGCUAACCACUGACAAAUAAUGUCAUUUUAAAGCGAAAACAUUGUGAUUUUGCUUGUUAUAAGGAAAAACUUAACCAAUGCAUGUAGUCACUCAUGUCCACGAUUUGAAGAGGAGUGAAAGAGGACACUUGUGGAUUUUGAGUGUGUGUUUAAACAGAAAAACACACUUAAUAAUAUGUAAAGAUGUCCGUCUUGGCCUGUUUUAUUUUACAUAACUAAUUUUCUCUUAAAUGAGAUUAAAGAGUGAUGAAAGCAGUUGAACUCCUUCAUUAUAGACCUGUGCUUUACUGAAGUGACGCCUCUGUUAUUUAAUAUGAAUCAAACAAAACAUCUAAAUGAGAGAUUCAUUCGCUGCACUUCACUGAAGAACUGCAGUAACUUUAAUAAGAAUUUAUAUUUCAAUUAUACAGUGAAGAAAUAAUAUUCAAUAGAUCAGAAUUUCUG
This is a messenger RNA of Danio aesculapii, 2188 nucleotides long. RefSeq names its product gastrula zinc finger protein XlCGF8.2DB. Lineage: Eukaryota; Metazoa; Chordata; Actinopteri; Cypriniformes; Danionidae. Gene Ontology annotation, cellular component: nucleus. The coding region runs from base 113 to 1141 and encodes 342 amino acids. The record is from RefSeq and is a predicted model, not a curated record. The transcript is spliced from 3 exons. Gene Ontology annotation, biological process: regulation of transcription by RNA polymerase II; central nervous system development. Gene Ontology annotation, molecular function: RNA polymerase II cis-regulatory region sequence-specific DNA binding; DNA-binding transcription factor activity, RNA polymerase II-specific.